Molecule: messenger RNA, 6032 nt
Organism: Abrus precatorius (Indian licorice)
Lineage: Eukaryota; Viridiplantae; Streptophyta; Magnoliopsida; Fabales; Fabaceae
Product: mediator of RNA polymerase II transcription subunit 16-like
Exons: 16
Coding region: 219-3974 (1251 amino acids)
Biological process (GO): regulation of DNA-templated transcription
Cellular component (GO): mediator complex
Source: RefSeq, a predicted model, not a curated record
CUUUAUUAAACAAACAAAAUCAAAACCCCAAACCCCCUCCCUCUGUUUCUCCCCUUUUCCCACUCACACUAACCCCACUCUUUCUCUCUCUCUCCCCCCAACAGUGCUAUCUGUCGCCUUCAAUUGCGACUUUCCACCACUAACCCCCCCCCCCCCCUCUCUCUCUCUCUCUCUCUCUCUCUAUUGCCUUCGUAUAUAAAAAAUUAGGGCUUUUGGGAAUGAAUCAAAUUGGUGGGACAAAGGACCCUGAGGGCGAGCCCGUGGCUCAGUCUGUGCCCCUACAUCAAGACCCUCCCAAGGGUUCCGAGAAGACCGAUUCCGCCGCGGUCAACGCCCAAGACCAAGAAUUCGUUGUAGACGAGAAUCCACAGCAGGAACAUUAUCCAAUGGAGGAAGAUUCCGUCACCCCUGCCACCGUUUUUUCCAUCAGGCUUAAGCAGCCAAGGUCCAAUUUGCUGCACAAGAUGAGCGUUCCUGAACUUUGUCGUAAUUUUAGUGCUGUUUCCUGGUGUGGAAAACUGAAUGCUAUAGCUUGUGCAGCAGAAACAUGUGCCAGAAUCCCAAGUUCAACUGCUAAUUCACCAUUUUGGAUCCCAAUUCAUAUUGUGAUUCCAGAACGGCCAACGGAGUGUGCUGUGUUCAAUGUCAUAGCAGAUUCUCCUCGUGAUUCUGUCCAGUUUCUUGAAUGGUCCCCUACCUCUUGUCCUCGUGCAUUAUUGAUUGCAAAUUUCCAUGGGAGGGUAACAAUUUGGACGCAACCUGCUCAAGGGCCAGCUAAUCUUGUCCGUGACACUAGCUGUUGGCAGCGUGAACAUGAGUGGCGGCAAGAUAUUGCAGUUGUUACAAAGUGGCUAUCAGGGGUGUCUCCGUAUAGGUGGCUUUCAUCCAAAUCGAGUGCUCCUGCCAAUUCAAAGUCAACCUUUGAGGAAAAGUUUCUUUCACAGCAAUCUCAAACUUCAGCUAGAUGGCCGAAUUUUUUUUGUGUCUGUUCUGUGUUCUCGUCGGGCUCAGUUCAACUUCACUGGUCCCAGUGGCCUCCUAGUCAGAAUGGCACAACACCCAAGUGGUUUUGCACUAGCAAAGGACUUCUGGGUUGUGGGCCCAGUGGGAUUAUGGCUGGUGAUGCUAUCAUAACAGAUAGUGGUGCCAUGCACGUGGCAGGUGUACCAAUUGUUAAUCCAUCUACCAUUGUUGUUUGGGAGGUCACACCUGGGCCUGGAAAUGGUUUCCAAGUAACUCCAAAGACAAGUACCACUUGUGGUGUUCCACCUCUUAGCCCACCCAACUGGGCUGGUUUUGCGCCUUUAGCUGCAUAUUUAUUUAGUUGGCAAGAUUAUCUAUUAUCUGAAGCAAAGCAAGGGAAAAAACAGAUAGACCAAAAUGUUGGUGAUGCUGUACCUCUAUAUUGCUCCCCAGUUUCAAAUUUUUCGGCAUAUGUGAGUCCUGAAGCUGCAGCUCAAUCUGCAGCAACCACCACAUGGGGUUCUGGUGUAACAGCUGUAGCCUUUGAUCCAACUCGUGCUGGUUCCGUGAUUGCUGUUGUGAUAGUUGAGGGACAGUACAUGUCCCCUUAUGAUCCGGAUGAAGGCCCAUCAAUUACAGGAUGGAGAGUGCAACGCUGGGAGUCAUCUUUGCAGCAUGUUGUUCUCCAUCCUAUAUUUGGGAACCCUACUUCUAGUAUGGGUGGACAACCACCCAUGCAAACUGUUUGGCAGUCGAAAGUGGACCUGAGCAUACCUCCUACCAAUGAUUUCAAGAACCAUCAACCACCUGCAAAUGGAAUGGCUGCUGAUGUGCAAAGGGUAUCUGAGUCUGUUUCUGAUAAAUCAAAAAGGGUCAAUUUUGAUCCAUUUGAUCUUCCAAGUGAUGUCAGGACGCUUGCCCGAGUUGUUUACUCUGCUCAUGGUGGUGAAAUUGCUAUUGCUUUUCUUCGAGGUGGUGUCCAUGUCUUUUCUGGUCCAAAUUUUUCACCUGUAGACAAUUAUCAGAUUAAUGUUGGAUCUGCAAUUGCUGCUCCUGCAUUUUCUUCAACAAGCUGCUGUUCAGCUUCUGUUUGGCAUGACUCUAGCAAAAAUUGUACAAUAUUGAGAAUAAUCCGUGUUCUUCCUCCUUCUGUUCCCAUUAGUCAAGUAAAGGCUAAUUCGUCAACUUGGGAACGUGCAAUUGCUGAAAGGUUUUGGUGGAGCCUUUUAGUUGGAGUUGAUUGGUGGGAUGCUGUGGGAUGCACACAGAGUGCUGCUGAGGAUGGUAUUGUUUCACUUAACAGCGUUAUUGCAGUUUUGGAUGCGGAUUUCCAUUCUCUUCCUUCAGUUCAGCACAGGCAACAGUAUGGUCCUAGUCUAGACAGGAUAAAGUGUAGAUUAUUGGAAGGAUCCACUGCCCAAGAGGUCAGGGCGAUGGUUCUGGAUAUGCAAGCUAGGUUGUUGUUGGAUAUGCUUGGGAAAGGAAUUGAGUCUGCAUUGAUACAUUCUUCAGCUUUGCUGCCUGAGCUCUGGCAAGCCUCAGGUGAAACAUUAUCCAACAUAGACCCUGAAUCAAUGGCUGUUGAACCAGCACUAAUUCCUAAUAUUCAGGCUUAUGUGGAUUCAGUUCUUGAUUUGGCUUCGCAUUUUAUUACUCGUUUGCGACGUUAUGCAAGUUUCUGUCGCACAUUGGCAAGUCAUGCUGUGACUGCAGGCACUGGAAGCAACCGCAAUAUGGUGGCUAGUCCCACGCAAAGCUCAGCAACACCUGCAACAAGUCAAGGUCUGUCCAUUGAUCAAAUACAAUAUUUUCCAGGUGGUCAAAAUGGGACCAGCAGUUCUAUGGGAAGCACACAGUUGCAAACCUGGGUGCAAGGAGCUAUUGCCAAGAUUAGUAACACAGCUGAUGGAGGGUCCAAUCCAACUCCUAACCCAAUCAGUGGCCCUUCUACAUUUAUGCCUAUCAGCAUUAAUACAGGAACAUUCCCUGGAACACCAGCAGUUAGACUUAUUGGGGACUGUCAUUUCCUUCACAGACUAUGCCAACUUUUGCUCUUUUGCUUUUUCUUUCGACGAACGCAACUUCCUCGCUAUAUGGGGGUUGCUAAUAGAACUGCCGAUGCAAAUAUACAAAAGCCUCAAUCUAAUGGACCUCCUCCUGGCAAGGUGGAGGAGGUUGCAAAACCAGUUUCAGCUGUGGUUAAGUCAGAUGAUGGUCAGACAGGUCGAGCUGGAGCAAAAGGAGGUGAAGAAGCACCUUCUGGACGUUCAAGAUUGGGUAGUGGGAAUGCUGGCCAAGGAUAUACGUUUGAAGAGGUCAAGGUGCUUUUUAUGAUGCUUAUGGAUCUAUGCCGCCGAACGGCAGGGCUGCAACAUCCAUUGCCAGUUUCUCAGGUGGGGAGCAGCAACAUCCAGGUUCGGCUGCAUUAUAUUGAUGGAAACUAUACUGUACUGCCAGAGGUUGUGGAAGCAUCCCUUGGUCCACAUAUGCAGAAUAUGCCCCGUCCUAGAGGUGCAGAUGCUGCUGGUCUUCUAUUACGUGAACUAGAACUCCACCCUCCAGCUGAAGAGUGGCAUAGACGGAACAUGUUUGGUGGACCUUGGUCUGAUCCAGAGGAGGUGGAUUGUACAAAUGAUGCACCUAAACUUAUUUGUUCUGACCCACUGGAUUUCAGCUCAUUGGAGCAUUGUGAUGCCUACUAUGGAACUCAUCGCCUAUGGCCAAGGAAGCGCAGGAUGUCUGAAAGAGAUGCAGCUUUUGGGUUGAACACUUCUGUGGGUUUGGGAGGUUAUCUUGGUAUAAUGGGAUCUCGAAGAGAUGUUGUUACUGCAACAUGGAAGACUGGCCUUGAAGGGGUCUGGUACAAGUGCAUAAGAUGUCAGCGGCAGACUUCUGCUUUUGCUUCUCCAGAUGCUGCUUCACCAAGUCAGAAUGACCGGGAGAUGUGGUGGAUCAGCCGCUGGGUACAUGGCUGCCCAAUGUGUGGCGGAACAUGGGUUCGGGUUGUAUAGAUGGCUUCGUUAUUUUGUUUUAGUAUGAGUUUCAAAGGGAGGGAUGCAUAUAUUUGUGGCUAACUGUGAAAUGAAUGAUAUGGAAUGCUUAUAGGAAUUGUACAGCAGAAAAGGUGUAGAUUUCCUUGACAAGUUUGUUGCAGCAUGUUAUUGUUGGUGGCCAUACUAUCAUAUGGAUUUGAGUAGUUUUCCUGCUGAUCACUACUGGUUUUCAAUUAUUUGAAAUCAGUUCAUUCAGAUCUCAAUUUUUUUGGGAAUUAUGCUCAAGUCACUCCACCAAUAGGUGUUAAUUAAUCCCUGGGCUGUUUGUAGUUAACUCCUUGCAGGUAUGUACUAUCUUGUUUUGACUAAUCUACUUUUUCUUUUUUUUAACAAUAUUGACUUAUCUAUAUUUGAAAUCACUAAAGUGCAUCCCGUCAUGAAUGACAUUUGGAUUUUUUUUUUUUAACUUUUUGUUUGGAGAAAAAAUUCAAUCUGAUUGUCCACGAGAUGAAAUUCUAACAUUUAUAUUAUGUUUUAAAUUUACAUUUGAACUUGUUAGAGCCACCAUGUUAUUAGUAACUUUCCCAAAUUUCUCUGAGAUAACUAUUUACUCAAAAGCUAUGUAGUUUUGUUUUUAUAAUGUACAAUGCAUUUACCGUGUGAACUAGUCAUUAUUAUUUAGCUUUAGGUUUAUAUAUGAUUCUGGUCUCUAGAAAUAUUUACAAGUUUCUAGAUCUAUUUAUUUCAAACCUUUUUAGUUUUGAUCCCUAUAUUUUUAAUUUUAGUUAGUCUCUACAUUUUUUUGGCAUUUUUUGUUUUGGUCCCUUUCACUGUGGCGGCUGCACAAAAAAUUGACAUGGCAAUGGUGUCAUCAUUUAACAGUUAUUGAGGAUUAGAACUGUUGAGGUUUGAAAAAUCAGGGACCACAAGAAACAAAAAAUUGGAGGGACUAAAACAAAAGGCUUGCUAAAAUGUAAGGGACAGAGACAUAUUUAAGCCUUAACUUUAUAUCUUAAGACAUAAUGGCCUAAAUUUCUAAGUAAAAUUAUAAACUGUUAAGGCUAAUAAGAUGGAAGGCCUAAAUUAUUUUUGUGAAGCCCCAGUGGUUGUUUCUGGUAUGAAUUUUUCAUCUGUUUCAAGAUAUGUUUUAUUUCUUAGACGGACGUGGUCCAUCAUAAACCAUUUAAGAAAAACAAUGAUAAUACUUGAAAUCCUGCACUUAUGAAAAAUGAUAGAACAGAAAGUAGUGAUGAAAAAGAACAAAUGAUAAUAUUCACAAAUCAGUAUGAGUACAUAUUGGUUUAUAUAGAAUAGAAGUAGGAAAAAUGGCAUCCAGUUAGUUGCAUCUAACUAAAUGAGCAUUUAUUACAAUCGAGAAAUAUAAUUACUCCUAUAACAAAUUAUUAGUUAAGAGGCUUCCUCUUCUUCAUGUGUGCUGUCAAACACUUCAAUUAUUUAUUAUUUAAGUUCUUGGAUUUUUACUGUUGACAUUGUCCACUGUGGGACCAUGUUCGCCCGAGACUUGAAAUUAGAUGGACAGUUGCGAAGUUAUAACAUUAAAAUAACAUAUCUGUUGUGGAAAAUGCAUGAAAAAUCAGUUGGAGGAUCAUUGUUUAAUUAAUUCUGUCUCCCUUCCUACCAAAUAAUGGCUUUUAUAAACUACUGAUUCGAUAAUGCAGAUUGUGAAAUUUAUGUAAAAACACUAGUGUAUGUGGUGUUUGAUGCAUGCUGAUGUGGGAUCCUUAGCUGUAAAGGAUUACUGAGGUUGGUGCUGGUGAAUGAGAGUUUAGGAGCCUAUAUUAGUUGUCACUCCCGAGAAAGCUCUGCAUAAAUGUCUCUUCAGCUGUAUUUAUAGUAUUUAGAUGAUGCACCUUCACAUUAACACCGUCUUUGUUCGUGACUAGCUGCCAAGUGGAUUCCGUACUAACUUGAGUAGUUUGUCUGUUUGCCAGCAAAGCCAUGUAAUUGUUAGAUUAGCACAGCAAUUUAUUAUCUUCUCGUGAUCCCUGUAAAUUGAUUAAACGUAUUAUUUUAUUUAUUCUUUUUUGUGUGAUAUUUAAAUGCUUUUGUGAUUUU